UUCGCGCACAGCAGGGCAGCAGCAGCCAGACAGGAGAUACUGGCUCACCACUGGCAUGUUGAACCAUGCCGACUGUGGGAGGACCUCUGAGUUCGUCGGGCAAGGGGGUGUUGGGAGGGAAGUGGCACCGCCGACCGAAAUGGACGCCGACGACAAGUUAGAGAAUUUGACUGCGGAGGAGGAACCCGGCUACGGCCUUGGUCUGCCGGGCCUGGCCUCGCUUACGCUGCCAUCGGACGGCAUGGUUGUACCUCCUCUCAACUUCUCCAUGGUAUCAGUGGGCGUAUUUAGAAGCGGCUACCCGAUAGCUUGCAAUUUUCCCUUCCUUCGUCGACUGGGGCUGCAAAGUAUUCUCUGCCUGUGCCCAGAGAGCGUGCUCCCUGGGUCACUAGAGUGGGCCAAGGAAUCCGGAGUAAGCAUGGAAAUGUGCGAUUUAGGAGAGAACAGCCCACCUUUCGUGUCCAUGCCGCUCGCGGCCAUGAGAAAAGCGGUGGACUAUCUCUCUGAUUGUCGAAAUCGACCAGUGCUGGUGCAUUGCCUCACUGGGAAGACUCAAACAGGUUGCGCAAUAGGCUGCCUCCGGCGAAGACAAAACUGGGCGCUGGGGGCUAUCUUCGAUGAGUACACGCGCUUCGCGGGACCGUCGGCAAAACCGUUGGAUAUGCAAUUCAUUGAGCUGUUCGAGUGACUUUUUAGCCCGCUGUCACACAUGCCUGGAUGCGUGCCAAGCCGGCAACGCAAGUGUUUGUCUGUUUCUGGACCAAAUGGCAACGAAAUUUGUUUCCCUAAGUUUCACUUACACAAGCUCUACAGGUACCACCCUGCCCGAACUUCUGCCGUCAGCGAGCCUCGCCAGCCGUGCUGACAAGCUUUCACGUCCCAACUCUUUGCUAUCCGUUUCUGGUUUCGCUCUCGGAAAUGGAACAGCUGGAGGUUCGGGGUGGGUUAGUCCCGGGGCUUGAAACGAGCUGAUGACCGCGGGGCCCCCGUGAAGCUCUUGGUCUUCGCGGGUGGUGUGGCCACUGGCGGGACUAAUGCGUGCUUGUACUCGCAUGCGAUGUCUUGACUUCGGGUUCCCAUCUUGUGUAGGAAGUUUGCCACGUAGCAUCUCGCCACCCUUUGCAGCCGAGUAGGACCAGGUAUCUCCUGGCCGCAACUUGCUGGGGUCGUUGUUUAGCCGGGCAAAGUCAAGCGGUGGCACAACGGCUGGUGAUGUCGACAGGUGGACGAACCGCGAGUCGACGAACGGCGCGGCCGUAGGCGACCGACCGUUGCCGUAAGCCGGCCCUCGGCGGGCUGGUGCUGUCAUGGCUCGAUGGUCGUCUUCGGCGGAAUCCUUCCGCAUUUGUAGUUCACAUUCGCCGCACAUAUGAGAGUAGCGAUAGGGCGGGGACGUUCACGCGUUAGGUCGACCUCGCGUGGUAGACGGUCUUGAGCAACUGUCUAGGAGCGAACGCAAAAACAU
Messenger RNA from Ectocarpus sp. CCAP 1310/34, 1465 nucleotides. The record is from the annotation of a GenBank genome assembly. Lineage: Eukaryota; Phaeophyceae; Ectocarpales; Ectocarpaceae.